GUCUCCUGUUAUACCCCCUAGUUUUAGAUGGCUUCCAUCCAGUGCCUUAACCCUAAGGCUGAACUUGCCCGUCAUGCUGCAGCUUUGGAGCUGAACAUAAGCGGUGCGAGAGGUCUUCAGGAGGUGAUGCGCACAAAUCUCGGACCAAAGGGUACUCUGAAGAUGCUGGUGUCUGGCUCGGGAGAUAUCAAGCUUACCAAGGAUGGUAAUGUGCUGCUCCAUGAAAUGUCCAUCCAGCAUCCUACGGCUUCCAUGAUCGCCAAAGCUUCAACGGCGCAAGAUGACGUGACUGGAGAUGGAACUACUUCUACGGUUCUUCUCAUUGGAGAAUUACUUAAGCAGGCAGAAACAUACGUUUUGGAGGGUGUUCACCCUCGCCUCAUCACCGAAGGGUUUGAAUGGGCUAACUCUCGCACUCUGGAACUGCUGGAGAAGUUCAAACAAGAGGUUACCAUCGAUCGCAGUACCUUGAUCGAGGUUGCCCGUACAUCACUGCGUACUAAACUCCAUCAUAAACUUGCAGAUCAUAUUACAGAAUGUGUUGUCGAUGCCGUGCUUGCAAUUCGUCAAGGCGACCAAGAGCCUGAUCUCCACAUGAUUGAGAAAAUGGAAAUGCAUCAUGAGAGUGACAUGGAUACGACUCUGAUACGUGGUUUGGUUCUCGAUCACGGAGCCCGCCAUCCUGACAUGCCGAAGCAUGUAGAAAAUGCCUAUGUGCUGACUUGCAAUGUGUCGUUGGAGUACGAGAAAACCGAGGUCAAUUCCGGACUCUUUUACAAAACUGCUGCUGAGCGUGAAAAGCUACUAGCUGCGGAGAGGGAGUUUAUAACGAGACGAGUACUAAAGAUAAUCGAUCUUAAGAAGAAGGUUUGCAAGGACGGCGACAAUAAGGGCUUUGUUGUCAUCAAUCAAAAGGGAAUUGAUCCUCCUUCUCUCGAUCUGUUGGCGGCAGAAGGAAUCCUUGCUCUUCGACGCGCCAAACGACGUAACAUGGAAAGGCUGCAGUUGGCGUGUGGCGGAGAGGCAGUCAAUUCUGUUGAUGAUCUCACUCCUGAAGUUCUGGGAUACGCUGGACUGAUCUAUGAGCACACACUGGGCGAGGACAAGUACACAUUUGUUGAAAACUGUCGUGAUCCGAAGUCUGUCACGCUUUUGAUCAAGGGACCCAACAAGCACACCAUCCAACAAAUAAAAGAUGCAUUGCAUGAUGGAAUGAGAGCCGUAUUCAAUACGAUCAUAGACAAAAGUCUUGUUCCUGGAGCUGGAGCUUUUGAGGUUGCAGCUUACUGCAUGCUUAAGAAAGAGAUGGAAUCUUUGAAAGGGCGAGUCAAGCUCGGGGCUCUGGCCUACGCUAAUGCUUUACUAGUCAUUCCAAAAACGCUUGCUAUGAACUCUGGCUAUGAUGCUCAGGAAACUAUUGUGAAGUUGGUGGAAGAGCGUGAGGCUAAUCCUGAAAUCCCUGUGGGAAUCGAUCUCGAUAGUGGUGAAGCUGCUCAGCCUGUGGGAAUCUGGGAUAACGUUAUCGUGAAGAAGAACAGUUUGGCUUCAUCUGCUGUGAUUGCUUGCAAUCUCCUCCUCGUCGAUGAAGUUAUGCGCGCUGGCAUGACUAAUUUGAAGACAAAUCAGCAAGAACAAUUCGACGCUAUGUUAAUAAGGUCUAUGUAUGAUUUGAACGUUAAUGGGAACAUUUAA
This is a messenger RNA of Cylicocyclus nassatus, 1692 nucleotides long. NCBI's taxonomy places the organism in Eukaryota, Metazoa, Nematoda, Chromadorea, Rhabditida, Strongylidae. The record is from the annotation of a GenBank genome assembly.